Molecule: messenger RNA, 3851 nt
Organism: Limulus polyphemus (Atlantic horseshoe crab)
Lineage: Eukaryota; Metazoa; Arthropoda; Merostomata; Xiphosura; Limulidae
Product: kazrin-like
Exons: 7
Coding region: 79-981 (300 amino acids)
Molecular function (GO): protein binding
Source: RefSeq, a predicted model, not a curated record
AAUUGCUAAACGGAUUUACAGAUUUUGCUACAAUUGACUGAUGGUGAACUGCAAGUUGGACUCAGAAUUGUUAACCCCAUGCAUCGCAGGAAACUGCGGCUUGCGAUUGAAGAGCAUCGUAAUCCUUCAUUUUUUUUAAAUCCAAAAAUCAGUCUUCUGACCCAUAUUUGGGUAGUGGAAGAAUGGUUACCAAGUUUAGGCUUAGCUAUGUACAGUGAACAUUUUAAGUCGCAGCUUGUAGAUGGGAGGGUCUUAGAUACACUUACCAAGAAAGAUCUGGAAAAACAUCUCCAUGUGUGUCGGAAGUUUCACCAAGUUAGCGUGAUACAUGCUAUUCACUUACUACGUUUAGUGAAGUUUGAUAAACAGGUAUUAAUACAACGAAGGUCACAUUCUGAACAUAUGGACCUUGACCCAGUAGUAUGGACCAAUCAAAGGUUUAUCAGAUGGGUAAAGAGCAUUGACUUAGCAGAAUAUGCAGAAAACUUGCAAGACAGUGGUGUUCAUGGUGCAUUAGUUGUGCUGGAGCAUUCCUUUACUGCUGAUACCAUGGCUACAGCUUUGGGCAUUCCAACUUCAAAGAACAUUAUACGGAGACACCUAACAACAGAAUUGAAUAACUUAAUUCAGCCAGCCAGAAUGUCAUUAGAAGCAGAAGCAGUCUUUCAGUCUCAGAAGAGUCGGAAGAGGAAUGUGGGACAUUCUUCAGCCAGUCGAACAGGAUCAUUAGGUCAUAGUUUUAUGAGGUCUUACUCCAGAGGAACAUUGGAUAGAUCUGAUAAACGUUAUACCAGCAUGAGGUUUACAACUUGGAAAAGUUCACAGGGAUCCUUGACUCGAGCUUUGGGGUUAAAGAUGAAGCAAGAUCUCCAUCAAUCAAUCAGCUUUCAGUCUUCUCCUCUCACACUUAAAGAAGGUGAUGGCCACAGACGGGUAAAGUCACAAGGAGACAUUGAAACCUUGACUGUUACUCCAGUCUGAAAUAUGGGAAAGUGUUUAAUUUGUUGUAUAAGAAAAGAAAACUUUAUUUAAGAAUAAGAUGAUUGAAUGUGUGAAACGUAUAAUGUUACCAUGGCAACUGCUUUGUAUUAACAAUUACUACUUGAGAACAUAAAAAGUAUAAACAAGUGUCUAUAUGUUGUACAUGUCUAACCAAGUCUGAACAUCUGCCUGUAGGUGGUGAUCUCCUAUUUAGUGCUGAAUAACCACAAGAAAUUACUAUUAUCUUUCAUUUGGGACAACCACGUGUUGUGUUGUAAUCGAGUUUUGAAUUUUAAUUAUAGCACCUUGGUUCUCUGAAAGUGUUGUUUAAAACACUUUAUUAAUUUAAUUUUUUUUCAUUUCUCUUGUGCCAAUGUGAUUUUAGGAAAAAACAUGUUAAUGAUAUCUCUUGAUAUACAUUAACAUAGUUUUAUCAACUCGACAUGUGGUGUGGUGGUAAUUAUUGAAAACACCCUUCCCUGAAGUACAAUAUAUAACGUAAGUACAAACAUACACGAAAUUAAUUUAUGGAUGUGUUUCUAUGGUAGCAAAUGGGUACAGCUUUAUUAUUAUUAUUAUAAAAAUGAAAAUUUGCAAAAUAAUUAACUGUAGCACCUUUAAUUAAUUAAUUAACUGCCAAGUUAUGGGAAAAAACAUUUAGUGGGUAAAAUGUGGACAAUUAAUAUAGUUCCUGUAUGAACAGAAUAUUCAUAGAGUUGUCAUGGUAACUAAAUGUUGUGUUCGUAAACAAUAUUGGUGUAGUCAGAAAGUACUGAACCUAUGAUUUUUGUUGUCAUAGUAACUCAGUGUAGCCUGAGCCAUUGCUGAAAAAAAAGUGAUGAUCAACAGUUAAAUGGACUUGUCCUCAGUCGCUGAAAGCACCUGGUCCUACUUCUAAAGAUUCAACUGAAUGUGUGCUUUUGUUAAAACGAGAGGUCACAUAAUGCUCAAAGUUGUUUUAAUAUGAUCUUGAUAAAAAUGUAUCUUAUUUCAAAUGUAUGUAAAAUAUAACUGUUCGUCUUAAGUUGUUUUUAACCUACCAAAUAGUGAACUUUGACAAUUGAAAAAUAUGAAAGGCUGAUCACGUGGUUUUAUAUGUAAUAAAUAGACGUUUAUCUAUUUGAUACUUGAGCAAAACAAACUCAAUCUGAAACGUGUGUUUCAGAUUCUGUAAACUUUUAAUUACUUCUGUAUUUCAUAUAGGCAUCAAAGAAAGGGAAUUAUAGUUACCAUAAGUUCAAAUGUGAUAAGUCUGUUAGAGAAAAUAAUGGCAAUUUUUCUAUUGUACUUGAAACCAUGUGACAGUUUUAAUUUAAAGUGUCUUCUCAGUAAUUAGAUUUUAAGAAAUGUCACUAAAAUGGGCAAUGAAAAAUAGUUUUUUCUUCGCAAACUUUGUAAAAAAAUGAAUAUGUGGCAUUAAAACACUUCGUUCAAGGAAUGCAACAUUAAAGUGUUAAACCGGUUUUAGAUUAAUAACAUUAAUUUUGGAAAAAGAAUGUUUAGUAAAUGUUACCGUUUAUUUCGCGUAUAAAGUACAGACGGUUGUGUCUUCAUCGAACUUGUAUUUAUGACAGUUUUAUUAUGUAUCAACACUUUUUCCUUCUCUGUUAUAGAGUAUUUGUACCACUGACUGCAAUAGAACAGCAUUAUAAGAAACCAUACAGCUUACAUCGAUUUUAGUCUGAUUAUAAAAGGUUAGAUCAAGUUAAUUGGAAUUGCGUAUUCAGGAGGCAGUGUUGAUUUUUAAGCCUAAACAUACAGUAUACACGUUUAAAAAAAAACAAAAGUUUCGGAAAGCUUCUACCAUACACACACAAAAUGUUUCCAGAACAUAUCUAACUACUUGUGGCAGCCAUUUUGUGACAAAGAAGAUGUUUUUGUGUGAUAUGACACACUUCUGUGAUUGGUUAAAGAUAAAAAGUUCCUGAAACAUGCUCAGUAACACGUCUGUUGAAUGCUGGGUCUUAAUCAUACCUAGCUCAGUGUUCUGAAAUGUUUUUAUAAGCAGAGAAAAAUACACGUCUGUUAAUUUUAAUACUUUUCUGUAAAAUUAUUCAAAACUCCUGAAUUUAAGCUCAUUUUAAAUUUUGUACUCCUAUUUUGUAAAUCUUGAUAAUUAAAAAAUAUAAGGUUAAAAAGAAAACCGAUAAACUUUAAAAAAUGCUCUCUGUUCUUCAUAAAUGUAUUGUAAAUUAAGUGUAAAACAAUACUGGUAUUUUGUUUAUGUGUGUGUGUAUAUAUAUAACUCAUUGAAUAAGACAGGCUAUACUUGUCGGAUAGGACCAGCCAUUAAUAAGACACUCUAAUAGCAUCAGGUAUUCAAGUUUUGAAUUAGUUUGAAUUAAUUUUAAUCGAUUUACUUGUUAUUUUACUUCAGACUAUUGUUUCAUCCAUAUUAUCCAAAAAUAAAUCGAAAAUAUUCGUUUCGGCAUACUGAAAACCAAUGGAUACUGUCAAUGGCUGUCAGAAAAACCAUUUAUGUUUUAGAGUCAAAGUUUCCACAAGUCUCUAUCAAGAGUAAAUUUACAUUUACGUUAAAACUCGCAGUCAUUGCUUAUUUUUGUUGUUGUGUGUGGCCUUCGGUGAUCAGUUAAUAAUUUAUGAAUUCUGAGUUAUCAAUAAAUGUUGUAAAAAAAGCCGUUUCAUGAAAACCUGUUUAUUGUUGUGUUUUAUGUUGUUCUUGUAAAGGAGAAUCAGUAUGAUGGAAAAUAUUUUAUCCAUCAUUUCUGUAUCUUUCGUAUUUUGUAUAUGAUUAUAGUUCCUUAAAACCUAAAUUCUUUCGUCUUGUGACGUCCUCUAGUGAAUUAAAAUAUUGUAGUUGAUCUGAUGUUAUAAAGUAUGAUGAGAAAAAUAAAGAAAUUCAGAAUUUA